Messenger RNA from Malaya genurostris, 3066 nucleotides. It is a transcript of the gene Rab3GAP1, whose product is annotated as rab3 GTPase-activating protein catalytic subunit. The record is from RefSeq and is a predicted model, not a curated record. NCBI's taxonomy places the organism in Eukaryota, Metazoa, Arthropoda, Insecta, Diptera, Culicidae. Gene Ontology annotation, biological process: positive regulation of GTPase activity. Bases 114 to 2969 code for a protein of 951 amino acids. The transcript is spliced from 5 exons. Gene Ontology annotation, molecular function: GTPase activator activity.
ACAAAAACAGUAUUGUUGUGCUGCGUUCGUCGCGAUACAUUUACUGGCGAUUAAAUUGUACAACCAGACGUUUGUAUUUAUUGUGAUUUUAUAAACUAUUGUCGCUUACUACAAUGCUUAACGAAGAAGUGGACGAUACAGAGUUCUUCCAGCAGGAUUUCACAACUGCUUCAGAGUGGGAAAUUUUCAACGCUCGGUUAGAGGAAAUUUUCCAUGAGUGGAAGUUGUCGUAUGGUUUGACGGAGAACCGUGGCCAGCUUGGUCGUAACCAACUUUCGCUUUGUGAAUGGAGCAUCCUCAAUGAGCAAAUUAAAUUUGCGGACGUUCUGCUAGAUGUUGUACGGUACAAGGCCACUAUACCGGAAGGAGAAAUACAGACUGGUGACAACGAAAAGGCGAGCGAAUGCCAGGCGUUUGUGGAUCUGAUGGCGAAUGAGAAUGACUAUUGUAUAGUGGACCAAAAGGCUGAAGGUCCGCUGCAUCCUUUAGCCCAGUGGUACGGAUUGAGAGAAUUUGUCGUGGUCGUUCCAGUCAAGGGUUCCAUCACUAACGAGAGCCAGAUUCGAGUUCUGAUGAGUUCGGUGCAUAUUGCUGUAGCGGAAAGUAGUUGUGAUGUUCCAGUCUUUGUUCAGGUUUUGGAAAAAGUACAGAAUGUGUUUCUCGGAGUUUGUGAGUCCGGUUCAAUAAGGCUUUCAUUCGAUACUGUCCAUUUGAAUAUUACGCCUCCGACCUGUAAGUAUUUGUCGGGUCUUCUUGACGUGUUCAAAGGAAAGAUUGCCGUCCCUUACCUGGAUCCGGUUGCAGUAUCCGUUCGCUUUACUUAUUCGUUAUCAAAGUUUUUGAACUCUUCGUACGUAGUACCUAAAAUAGUUCCAUUCUCAGAGAACAAUGGCAAUGAGGAUAACUUCGCACACGAUCGUGAAAUCUCUCUUCCAUUUGGCGUUGCUAUAGACCCCGUUUCGGAGCUGAUUCUACAUUGCACAUGGCCGCACGUUGCAGAUAAUGUCGUAAUUGAUUCUCAAACCUAUUCUGAUUUUGAUCCACUUACGGCUCCGGUGUGGAGUCUUCGAGCUCGCUUUGAAGAUACUCCGGUAUGCUACAUGGCGGAGUGUAUCCAAGAAUUCCUCCAGACGUCGGACUCCAAACGAGCCAUAACCGAAUAUUUUCCCGAACUAGCCUACGGAGUAAAUCAAAACAUCGAAGGCCCUAAAGCCUUAGAGCGUUUGACGGAAUCGAAGAUUCCAACUAUAUCCUCAAUGAUUCCGGGCAUUUCUUCGGUUGGAGGCACAACGGGAAGAAAAGAAACCAAGCUGGAAGGCCCACUGAAUGACGAGUUGCUGAAAGAUAUGCUCUACUAUUUGUUCCCAGACGCACAACUGGAUUCGCUGUAUGUGUAUGUCGUCCCGCAGCCGGGUCAAAGUGAGUUCGAUCCGUUAAAGAUUAAAUCUGCGCAUCCCGAUUCGUUGGUGCAUCGAUUGGCCAUGUUGUUGGCCAUGUGUAAUUCAUACUUCGGUGGCAAACGAGCCGUAGCACAACUGUGGGUUGAAUUCGCCCAGGAGAUGCGGUAUCGAGUGGAACGCUGCAUUCAGAUUCCAGGAAUUGCGGCCGGCUUUCCAGAUUCAAGAACCUGUUUGCUCCACCAGAAACUUCAAAUGCUCAACAUUUGCAUGGAACGCCGGAGGAUCCGUGAGGGAGGAUUACCUUUCGCCAUGACCGGUGCUGGACCGGUAAAAUCCCACGAGCUGGGCCACGAAUCGGAAGAUGAGUUCUUCGAUUGUUCGGACGAUGAGCGUGACCAGAAUGAAUCCAAACGGCGCCACGCAGCGUGGAACCAACCGGCCGGACGUCUCUCGAAGCUGGGUAAAAUGCUGCUGGUCGAUUCCGAUGAACCGCUCUACAUUCCGAUAACGCAAGAACCGGUGCCGAAAACCGAAGACCAGCUGGAGGAUGACGCAGAGGUGAUGCUAAAACUGGGACCCGGCAGUGAGCUGUGCACCCAAAUGAUGAGCGCAUCACUGCUUUCGGACAUGGAGAGCUUCAAGGCCGCGAAUCCGGCUGGCAAGCUGGAUGAUUUCAUUCGCUGGUACAGUCCAAGAGAUUGGAUCGAAGAAGAUGCCGACGAGAGGGAUCCUUUUGGGCGGAAGGGCCAUUUGAGCUCGCGAAUGAUGAUUCCUGGUAAUACCUGGCAGACGGUAUGGGAAAAUGCUAGACCAGUCCCGGCUAGACGACAGAGACGAUUGUUCGAUGAUGCUAAAGAAGCGGAAAAAGUGCUCCACUAUUUUGAAUCUAGAACCAUCGGACAAAUCGCGCAGCUGACAAUGGCUCCACUGUUUCAUAGCUCGAUCAAAAUCUUAUCGAGUCAAGCUGCAGUCGAUGCUGGACUAAUUCCCUGUUUUGCAGAGAACAUGGAUAAAAUCAUUAGUGCAUGCUGUAAACUUUCGCGGGAAAAUUGGGUUACCGGUGCACCAACCCCACGUGGAAAUUCAUGGGUUAAGUAUGAAGCUCUGCUUUCGGAUAUCACCCAACAGGAAAAUCUGAUUAUCCAAGUACGCAGUUUGAGAAAAAAGCUGUUCUCCGAAGAUGUCGCCCUUACACCCGACGAGCAGGGCGCACUGGAUAACGCAGCAGUCGAACGGGAACUUUUAUCUCAACUGCUGAAAGCUUUCGAAUGCGAGCUUGACGGUGCGGCGAAAAGCACGGUUGCAAAGCGUGUUCUGAGCAUGUUCACCGAGGCGAAGAAAGCCGCGAAUGAACAGGCAAAUGAACAAACUGUUGCGCUGGUAAGCUUUAUGCUUGCGGAUGGGGCAUACAUUUGUUUGCCUGAUCCUGUCGAGAAGCAAUUUACAAUGAGACUUGGUGGUCAAACUGUCAACAAGGGCUUGGGUUCGCCACAGUUCAUGAGGGCAAUUCUAACUAACAACGAAUUUCGUCUAUGUGGAGCAUUCAGCCAAAACACAACAUUUUACUAAACGAAGAAGAUUGCAUCUGAUUCCAUUUCAAUAUUAAAUAACAUGUAUUUCAAUUACAUUUAUUAACAUGAUCUUAAUAAAGUUGCAUCAAUUACAA